CGUUUAGCACCUCAAGAGCUCCAUGGCUGACAUUAGAUGUUAACACUAUGAUGCGAAUAUGGAGGUGUUAUAAUAUGUUACUUACAGUAGUGGAUGCAGGUGACUUGCAGCACCUCUCUGCUUAGUUGCAUGCAGCUUACCAUGCUAGGAUGUGCCCCCUUCCCCAGAUGGCACUUCUCGCCGCCCCUUGAUGGUGGGGGCGGGGGCAAUAGGGCUACCAACAAUACGAGAAACGUAGCAGCACUCAUGGCUGCGUCGAGCUGUUUCCGAGUCUGUGAAUCUGUCUGCGAAUCUGUCCGGGGUAUGCCUGCAACCCCGGCUAUCGUGACCGACAAGUUCAUACUCAGGUGUACGAUGAAACCAAAACUCGAUGGCGAUAAUCCAUGCCUAUCCUCAGUGAGUCUGCCUACAGUUGUACUUCAACAUCUUGUCUUGCCGUGGGUAUCUGGAGAAAAGCCCAACUCACCCCUACUCAAUACUCCUUGGUAGAAGGGCUUGGUUGAAAGACACAUCCUCGCAGAAUGCUGUGCAUUAUGCUUGGGUCCAUCACAUCGAUGACUUCGAUAUCAUAAACAAAUCCCAAUCUAGAGUCGACAUCAGUUAACUUGAAUGUGGCCUAAGCUUGGCUUGAUCAAGAAUACGGCAGCCCUCGCUUACGUUACUGUUAGAAAUCAAGUCAACUAUAU
Hypoxylon fragiforme is the source of this 686-nucleotide messenger RNA. RefSeq lists its product as uncharacterized. The record is from RefSeq and is a predicted model, not a curated record. The transcript has 2 exons. Bases 94 to 489 code for a protein of 131 amino acids. NCBI's taxonomy places the organism in Eukaryota, Fungi, Ascomycota, Sordariomycetes, Xylariales, Hypoxylaceae.